CAUUAUCCUCGACGACCAUCUCAUCCCCGUGCUAGACCGCCGACAUAGACUCAGCUCCUAUUCGACGCCAUGGGUAACUCUCAAUCCACAAACUCGACCGUAGCUCCCGUCGAACAGGUCAUCAGGCCUCAAGAGCCGUCGACCUCGGUCCAGUUCGCUCCUUCUCUCCUUACCCAACUCACCUCUUCAUCCUCCGAGUCCUCCUCUUCCUCUUCUAACCACCACGACCCCGUCAUCCUCUCCCGUCUACAAGCCGAAGUCCAAAAACUCCGUUCAGAAGAAGCCCAGAUCCUCUCAUCCAUCUCUUCCGCCUUGGAAAAAGAGAACCUGGACAAGUCCACUGGGAAAGAUGGAGAGGCGAAGAGCUUGAAUUCGGUGGUGUUGAGCCGGGACUUGGAGGUCGUCAGGGAAAAGGUCGAGAGGAUGAUGGGCAAGCGGGCGGGUGCGCUGGGACAAAAGGGGGAGAGCUCGGAGGUCGAGGAAGGGAGGAAAGGGUUGGUUCAGUGUUAUUUGAACAACCCCACCCAACCGCUCGACUGUUACAAACAAGUAGACAGUUUCAAGAACAUCGUCGGCAAGUUGGAGAAGGAAUUCGUUGCCUCGCUCAGCUAGACAUGACUUGAAUCCGGAACCGGAUCUACAGACGAGUCGGAGGUGAUAAGGUGUAGCAACGUAAGAUUUGUAGUGAAGGGGCAAGUCGUGGAACAUAUAAAUGAGAAUCUCGGGGAUUGA
Molecule: messenger RNA, 732 nt
Organism: Filobasidium floriforme
Lineage: Eukaryota; Fungi; Basidiomycota; Tremellomycetes; Filobasidiales; Filobasidiaceae
Exons: 4
Coding region: 70-612 (180 amino acids)
Source: RefSeq, a predicted model, not a curated record